Messenger RNA from Halteromyces radiatus, 1510 nucleotides. Its product is annotated as actin family. The coding region runs from base 55 to 1416 and encodes 453 amino acids. The record is from RefSeq and is a predicted model, not a curated record. Gene Ontology annotation, biological process: regulation of transcription by RNA polymerase II. Lineage: Eukaryota; Fungi; Mucoromycota; Mucoromycetes; Mucorales; Cunninghamellaceae. The transcript is spliced from 7 exons. Gene Ontology annotation, cellular component: NuA4 histone acetyltransferase complex; SWI/SNF complex. Gene Ontology annotation, molecular function: chromatin binding.
CUUCUACAUUUUUUUUUAGCCACAACAGCUUCAAUAAACUUAUAUAGAAAUAUCAUGGUAACUUAUGGAGGAGAUGAAGUGAACGCUUUAGUACUUGAUGUUGGAUCCAGCAACGUACGUGCAGGUUACGCAGGGGAAGACACACCAAAAGCCAUGUUUCCUUCUUCAAUAGGUUAUAUUCCUACGACUUUGAACAAUGGUGAUAACAACACAGACGUAGAAAUGACCGAUGCCAAUCAACCAACAACAAAAGCUGAAAAAUACUCUCAAUACUAUAUUGGUGAUAACAGAAUCAACACUCCUCGCAAGAAUAUGGAGAUCAUAAAUCCUAUUGAAGAUGGUUUAAUAAAGGACUGGGAUGCUAUGGAAGCCAUAUGGGACUGGACCUUCAAUACUGUAUUACGCGUUAAUCCUCAAGAACAUCCUUUACUAUACACAGAACCAGCUUGGAAUACAACGGAAAGUAGAGAAAAACUUGCAGAACUGGCAUUUGAAAAAUUCGAUUUCCCUGCUUUCUACCUUGCAAAAGACGCUGUGAUGACCGCAUUUUCUGUAGGACGAGCAACAGCACUUGUAUUGGAUUCAGGUGCGGGUGUUACUAGUGCUGUACCUGUAUAUGAUGGUUACGUUCUCAAGAAGGGAAUUCUUCGUAGUCCGAUUGCAGGCGAUCUACUCACACGUCAAAUUUUGGAUCAAUUGGAACAAGAUCUUCAUUUCAAGGUGACUCCUUCUUAUGAAGUUGCAAGCAAGAAACCCGUAGAAGCUGGACAACCUGCCGAUGCGAAAUUACGGUCAGAUUUGGAAGUAACAUCUUCUUUCCGUGAUUUCCAAGUAGCUAGAACCAUUUUGGAAUAUAAGGAAUCCGUAUGCCAAGUAUCUGAAAUGACGUUUGAUGAAGGGAUUAUGGCUUCUCGUCCUCAAAAGCCAUUCGAAUUCCCUGAUGGAUAUAAUAACUCAUUUGGUGCAAGCAGAUAUAGACUUCCUGAACUCUUAUACCAACCCAAGGAAUUCUUGAAUGUGCCAAAUCAUGCUUCAGAAAGUUUAGAUACAGUGAUCCCAAAACUAGGAAUGACUCAACAACAAAUCAAUGAUAGUUUAGGAAUGCAUCAAAUGGUUUAUCAAAGUAUUUCCAAUUGUGACAUCGAUUUGCGUCCAUUACUUUUCAACAAUAUUGUGGUGACGGGUGGUAAUUCUUUACUUCCUGGUUUCAAUGAACGUUUGAAUUAUGAAUUACCAAUGAUGGCUCCAGGAAGCAAAAUCAAACUUCAUGCUGCUGGUAAUCAAAUAGAACGAAAAUGUAGCAGUUGGCUGGGUGGAUCUAUUCUAGCGUCUCUAGGUACCUUCCAUCAACUUUGGAUUUCCAAGAAAGAAUAUGAAGAAGUUGGUCCUUCCAUUAUCGAAACGAAAUGUCAAUAGGUUAUAGUAUAGUAUUUAUCUUUUUUUUUUUAUUUUCUAUUAUUAUUGUUAUUGUUGUUUGCUCAUAUAAAUAAAAAAUCAAUCUAUUAUAAAG